Molecule: messenger RNA, 2719 nt
Organism: Cyprinodon tularosa
Lineage: Eukaryota; Metazoa; Chordata; Actinopteri; Cyprinodontiformes; Cyprinodontidae
Product: F-BAR and double SH3 domains protein 2-like
Exons: 20
Coding region: 211-2487 (758 amino acids)
Biological process (GO): regulation of actin filament polymerization; neuromuscular synaptic transmission
Cellular component (GO): neuromuscular junction; recycling endosome
Molecular function (GO): protein binding
Source: RefSeq, a predicted model, not a curated record
GCGGUGGUGACGGACAGCAGUGCGUGUUUUCUGUUCCCUGGGGCUGCGCUGUUUUCAACGGGACUCAGUGGCCCCGCUAUGGUCGCCUGACCCGAGCUGAAACUCCAUCCGUCCGCUUCCAUCUUUCUCCUAAACCUUCGCUCCAACUUUUCGGGAGUAAACUUUUUUUUGUUGGGGACUUUUGCCUCAGUUUUAUGUUCAGAAACAAGGAUGCAACCCCCACCGCGAAAGGUAAGGCUCACCCAGGAGCUGAGACACACUCAAGCCGAGCAGAUAAACCAGUUACAGAUGAAACACCAGACAGAAUGUGACCUGCUGGAUGAUAUGAGAACGUUCAGUCAGAAGAGGGCAGCUAUAGAGAAAGACUACGCCCAGGCUCUCCAGAAGCUGGCCAAUCAGUAUCUGAAGAGGGAAUGGUCCGACAGCGUUUCAGAAAAACAAACAGAUCACAGGAACAUGUUCUGUGUAUGGAGGACUUAUUUGGAGGGUACCGUCCAGGCCACCCAGUUCAGACUGGGCGCCUGCGAGAACUAUAAAGUUCAGGUUGCAGAUCCAGCCAAGAUGGCACGACUACAGAAGGAGCAGCAGCUCAGGAAGUGCAUUGAGCAGCUGACUGCGAUCCAGGCGGAGCUGCAGGACUCGGUGAAGGAGCUGACCAAGAGCAGGAAGAAGUAUCAGGAGGCUGAGACCAUGGCGCAGGCUGUCCGAGAAAAGACUGAACUCGAGACUAAGUCGAAGCUAAGUCUCUUCCAGUCGCGCUCCAGUCUCCAGAGAGCCAGUGUAAAGCUCAAAGCAAAAAGAAGUGAAUGCAACUCCAAAGCAACCCACGCCAGAAACGACUACCUUCUCACACUCGCAGCCUCCAACGCUCACCUGCAGCGGUACUACAGCACAGACCUCAUGAACUGUAUCAAGGUGUUAGACGGCCGAAUCUACGAGCAGGUUAAAGAUUACCUGGUGUCACUUUGUCAGACAGAGCUGGAAACGUACCAGGCUGUGCACAGCUCCUUCAGCCAGCUGCUGAGCAGCUCCAACGGGAUCCUCCAGGACUUUCACCAGCAGAUGUUUGUGCAGAAGGUUCCUGUGUUUCAACAAGCUUUAGAUUUCCUGUAUCAACCUAUCGACUCAGACACGGUGAUGCAUCUGCAGAGAGAGAGCGGAACGGCUGAGGAACACAGUUUGGACAAGGAGGCGAGGAAGUGGGCGAGCCGCGUAGCACGAGAAUACAAAAGCAUCAUACAUACACAGAGGGCCUUGGAGGAGUACGGGAACCAGGAGGCGUCUGAGCAGAGCAGCAGCGAGGUGGACGCCAAGAUGGAGGUGGCCAGGCAGAGUCUUCGGAGGGCAGAGACUGUGAAAGCAAAGGCCGAGGCCCGGCUGGACCUGCUGCGGCAGGCGGGAGUCGCCGUGGAAACGUGGCUGAAGAGUGCAAUGAACCAGGUUAUGGAGGAGCUGGAGAACGAACGCUGGAACAACCUCAGCUCCCAUGAUCCUUCACUCUCUGGAACGGCUGAUCUGGAGCGGGAGGAUGAGGAGAUGGAGGACAGCAGUGAGGUGUUGGAUGACAGCAGCUCCAGUCCUUCAAGCACCCUGAAAAACUAUCCGCUGACCUGCAAAGUGCUUUACUCCUACAAGGCGUCUCAGCCUGAUGAGCUGACCAUAGAGGAGCAGGAGAUCCUGGAGGUCAUUGAUGAUGGUGACAUGGAGGACUGGGUCAAGGCCAGGAACCGCAGUGGACAGGUUGGUUACGUCCCGGAGAAAUACCUGCAGCUUCCGUCCUCCAACAGCCUGCUGAGCAUGCUGCAGUCUCUGGCCUCGCUGGACGCCCGCUCCCAUUCCUCCAGCAACUCCACCGAACCUGAGACCGAGCUCUCAGCCAGCUCUGUCAACGGAGACUCUGGCGUGUCAUUUGCCAAGGCUCUGUACGACUACGCAGGACAAACGGACGAAGAGCUUUCGUUUCCUGAAGGCGCGAUCAUCCGUAUCCUGAGCAGAGAGACUCACGAGGAUGAUGGUUUCUGGGAGGGAGAGUUUAACGGCGUCGUCGGAGUGUUUCCUGCUGUUCUGGUGGAAGAUCUCACCGGCGUUAACGAAAACGGAGACGGACAGAAAGAAGGCAGCACACAAGCUUCUCCCUCCACCGCGCCUCUGUGCGAUCGCUCCCCCUGCAGUCCCUUUCAGUUGGCGCCGCUCCACAGCAGCCCGCUUCAGACGCCCACCACACCCUCCUCUGGAUCCGCUCCCUGCAGCGCCGCGACCUCUCCAGUCGGCCGGCCGCCCUCCUACCACAACGGACACCACCGGCCUCCUCCGGCGCCUCACAAGAGCCCGUAUCACAGUCCAGUUCAAGGAUCCUCUCAGCCUCCUAAAUAUCCAGAGGGCGGAGCUGGCAGCAUCAGACCUGUCCGUGCGGCUCCUCCUCCCCCAAAGCAGCAUCCUAGAGGCCAGGUGAAGCGUCGCGAGGAGGUGGAGAUCACGCUGGUGUGAAACCGGCCCAACAAGCACCCCCAAAGGAAACCCAGAGGACACUUAAAGGCCCCCUGAGGAGGCCUGGAGGAAGGAGAGGCCCCUGCGCUCAAAACCUCAUAGGAACGCGGUGCUUCAGAGGAAUAAUGUGCCUUUAUCGUCUGUUUUCCCCCGUUUGAUUUACAUCGUCCAAGAAAAUAGAGCUGAGUGCAGCCUCAGCUGUCUGAUCUGGAUCUUAAACAUCUAUGUUUCC